Xyrauchen texanus (razorback sucker) is the source of this 1920-nucleotide messenger RNA. Its product is annotated as cAMP-dependent protein kinase type II-alpha regulatory subunit-like. The record is from RefSeq and is a predicted model, not a curated record. Gene Ontology annotation, molecular function: cAMP-dependent protein kinase regulator activity. Gene Ontology annotation, biological process: regulation of protein phosphorylation. Bases 109 to 1200 code for a protein of 363 amino acids. Lineage: Eukaryota; Metazoa; Chordata; Actinopteri; Cypriniformes; Catostomidae. The transcript has 11 exons. Gene Ontology annotation, cellular component: cAMP-dependent protein kinase complex.
AGAGAUGAGAGCUGUCAUCGAUCAUCUGUCACAAACUCACUCAUAAUCUGAUAAAUAUCGAUCACUUUUUCAUAUUUACCCAUCAUAACGCCAUUUAAUUCAUUCAAAAUGAGUGUAGAGAUCCCAGAAGGCCUUAAAGAGCUAUUGACAGAGUUCACAGCGGAGGUGUUGAGGAAUCAGCCGCAUGAUCUGCUGCAGUUCUCAAUGCGGUACUUCAGGUCACUCAGAUAUCUAGCACCGGCAAGCAUCGAAGAAACUCAGCUGGAGGAUGAGGAAGAGCUGGUUGCACCUGUAACCAACCGCUUUGUACGACGAGCUGCAGUGUCUGCAGAGCCUUAUAACUCUGAUGUGUUUGAUGAGGAGGACAAGGAGCCCAGGAUCACUCACCCCAAAACAAAUGAACAGAGAAAUCAUCUGCAAGAGGCUUUUAAAGACAUUUUUCUUUUCAAGAAUAUGGAGGAGGAGCAGAUGGAAGAAGUGUUGGACGCCAUGUAUGAGAAGGUUGUGAAGAAAGGCGAGCAUGUUGUCAACCAGGGUGAAGAUGGAGAUACAUUUUAUGUCAUCGAAAGGGGAUCUUUCAAUAUCCGUAUUACAAUAGAUGGAAAAGAGAUAGUGGUUGGAACCUACAAAAGCCAUGGUAGUUUUGGAGAGCUCGCCCUAAUGUACAACACACCAUGGGUAGCAACAAUCAUUGCUGCCUCAUUCGGAGCUCUGUGGUGUUUGGACAGGAUGACCUUCCAAAAGAUCGUUGUUCGGAAUAACGCCAAGAAGAGGAAGUUGUACGAAGUUCUCAUUAAGUCACAUCCAACUCUCAGCUCUCUUGAGCCUGUGGAAAAGAUGAAACUAGUAGAUGUUUUAACCUGUAAACGGUACAGAGAUGGAGAAACCAUUAUUGCUCAGGGAGAUGUUGCUUGUUGCCUCUACAUCAUUGAAUCUGGUCAAGUGAGACUAGCCCUCGACAAGGGUGGGAGCGAGGUAGAAGAAUCCACCUACUCUGAAGGACAGUAUUUUGGAGAGCUGGUCUCAGACAAACCUCAGACUGCCUCUGCUUACGCCAUGGGAAAUGUCAAAUGCUUAGUGAUGGACAUUCAGGCUUUUGAGAGGCUACUUGGUCCCGCUAUCGACAUCAUGAAGAGGAACAUGUCCUACUACGACAAGCAGAUGAUCAAACUUUUUAACAAAAACACAGGAACAGUGUGAAGAGUACAAAGUCUAUACUAUAUGAUUGGCUUUUUUCUACAUAUGCUUACAUUAUACGAUAUUACAUGGUUAUAUUUUAUUUUAAAAUUAUUCUUGCUACAUUGUUACAUGUUUUAGAAACGUUUAAACUACAUUUUGCUAGAUAUUUGCAUACUAUUGUAUAUUACAUUUUUGACUAUUUGAAAAGGGCAGUUUUGUCAAACAUUUCUGUUGAUGCCAGUAUUAGUGCACUAUCUGUGUUUUUCUGUAUGUAUUCUGUUCACUGAGGGAAAGUCAACAAAGGUAUGUCACAAUGUACUAGGUACAUCUUAUCAGUUUGAAAAUACUUUUUGGUAGUUUCACAGUUUUUGUAAUGUAAACCAAUGUUAAGACUUCUUAACAUAGUGGUAAUUUUGUGCCUGAUCGAUUUAUGAAUUCUGAACGCUUAAUACACAAAAGGACAGUACAGAACGCACAAUCAACAUGGCACAUUUUUUGUUGCAUGGUUUGUAAAUGCCCAUGUUUUAACUCCAGAUACACAUGCAAGUACUUUGGCUUGAUUAUUUAACCAACUCUUUGUUCAGAAAAGUAAGAGUUUAUAUUUGUUUGCAUUUUUAAUAGAUAUUUAUAUGUAUGUCUGUUCCAAAUUUACACUUUGUUUUAAUUUAUAACUUGUUCUUUUUUAUUAACUUGCCUAGAGCACAAAGAAACUGUAAAAGCAAUGCUGUUUUGUAUUGUUAA